AUGCGCUACCGGCAGACGACUGGUAGUGUACCUCAGAGCGACAAGCCGCCAGUCCAGAUCCUGCCGCAGCGCCGUGGCAAUCUGCCGCGGGGAACUGUGGGCCACCAGCUGCUCGUCUGCGUCUGCGUCUGCGCCUGCACGAUGCAAAUCGCGCAGCGUGUGCGUUGGGACCACGCCGCCUCGCCUCUCACGCAGCGGCGCCAAAAGCACCACUGUGGAGUACGCACUGUCGUCCGACGCAAAGGCAGGGUCACACAGGAGACCGCCGGCCGCCGCCCCCUCAACACGGACAGCAGCAUCCCCGGCACCGCCGCACAAAAGGGCGGAGGUCGCAAAUCCCACUAA
Molecule: messenger RNA, 345 nt
Organism: Trypanosoma rangeli
Lineage: Eukaryota; Euglenozoa; Kinetoplastea; Trypanosomatida; Trypanosomatidae
Exons: 1
Coding region: 1-345 (114 amino acids)
Source: RefSeq, a predicted model, not a curated record